GAUGCCGGUCUUUGUGCAGCGUGGCGAGUCACCACCAGCAGAACCUGAUGACGGUGGCCAAUCUGGGCGUGGUGUUCGGCCCCACCCUGCUGCGGCCGCAGGAGGAGACGGUGGCUGCGAUCAUGGACAUCAAGUUCCAGAACAUUGUGGUGGAGAUCCUGAUUGAGAACCACGAGCGCAUCUUUAAAGAGAUUCCGGUUUCUGGAGCAGGACAGAGCGGCUCACAGACCAACAUCUGCAGGAGGAGAAGCUCUGAGAGCAAAGCGCCGUCCUGCAGCGAGAGACCGCUCACACUCUUCCACACGCCGACACACUCCGAGAAGGAGCGAGCCUCAGCGGUGGAGAAGAGGAACAGCGCGGACCUGAACUCUGACCCGCAGCCGGCGCCGCCACCACCUGACUGCAACAGCACGCAGAACUGGAACAAGUUUAAUAACCUCAGCAGCGGAGACGGAGAACAAGAUGGCCCUCUACACACACAUCAGAACCGGACCAAUUCACAUCAAAGUCCAAGGACUGGAGGUAGCAGUGUAUCAUCCAGCCCAGCUUCACCCAGCUCCGCCUCUCCACGCUCUCCUUCCUGGCCGAUGUUCUCAGCUCCCUCCAGUCCUCAGUCAGCCUCCUGCACCUCCAGCGAAUCUUCUCCUCUCAGUCCCCCGGCGCGGAAGGCCCGAGCGCUGUACGCCUGCAAGGCCGAGCACGACUCCGAGCUCUCCUUCAUCGCAGGGAUGAUAUUUGAGAACGUUCAUCCGUCACGGGAACCCGGCUGGUUAGAGGGCACGCUGGACGGGCGGACCGGCCUAAUCCCUGAGAACUACGUGGAAUAUGUUUAGCUGUGGACCAGAAGGUGACGUGCUCCUGCAAGCUGAACAGCUUGAGAACUUUUCCUGCGCGAGUCCUCGCCGCACCAACGGAGACGCACCGUGUCCAUCAGACAGGUUCAUAGACAGGGAUGGAAGGUUCUCACUGCUUGUUUGGAGCGCCGGCAUUGUCUCAUGUCCCGUCUCUUAUUUUCAGAGCUUCCUGUGUGAUAUGUUUAGAACUACUAAGAAAAACUCAAGAAAAAAAAAAGUUAUUGAGGAAUUAUUUCCCCACUUGCACUCUUUUGUAUUUAAGGAAACUAAGUCUAAGAAACGCUCGAGCCGUCUCGUGCUUCCUCUCAGUUUUUCGCAGCAGGUGUAUUAAAGCGUGAUGUGUAAUGUGAAUUCGGCGCUAGUCAGAUCUAAAGCCUCUUAUUUAUGAUGACGCGCCCUCGGGCCGAGAUCCGUCUCCUCCGGGAGUCUGCUGACUUUGUACAUAAUGGACAAUUGAUAAGGGAUAAUGUUUAAUAAUGUUUAUGUAAAUAAUUCUAUUUUUACUCUAUAGCUUACUAACUUAAUUUUGGUACCUCUAUUGCUCUUUUUACAGUAAAAAAAAAAAAUCUAAUUUAAUGUUGGGAGGCUUAAUGUUCCUAAAAUGUUCGAACACACCAGGAUUUGAGAUGAUGAGAUGAUGUUCAGAUUUUUUCCUUAUUAAAGAUCAUUACUGAGA
Messenger RNA from Clarias gariepinus (North African catfish), 1530 nucleotides. Its product is annotated as rho GTPase-activating protein 26-like. The coding region runs from base 48 to 833 and encodes 261 amino acids. The transcript is spliced from 8 exons. The record is from RefSeq and is a predicted model, not a curated record. Gene Ontology annotation, molecular function: protein binding; GTPase activator activity. Lineage: Eukaryota; Metazoa; Chordata; Actinopteri; Siluriformes; Clariidae. Gene Ontology annotation, biological process: signal transduction.